AUGGCACUUGAUGCUGUUGUUUUUCCUCAAGACCCUUUUGGUUGCUCCACAAACAAAGACCUCUGCAGCUAUUGGAGCUCUUUUGAUGAUGAUCAUCAUAAUUUCGGUUUCGACAACGAUCAAGAUCAUCACGAUCAGCUCCAGCACCAAGCCUCCCUCGAUUUUCUCGGCUACCAAACAGAUCAUAACCCUCCUAAUUAUGGUACUAAUUACUAUUCCUCAGCUCCUUUGAAUUCAAUGGUGCCACAUUUCAACGAAUUGCAGCUCUCCAAUCCAAACCCAGAUGUUAGUGAUACUACUAGCCCAACUGAUGAUCAACCCGAAUUUCAUCAACUACCAUCGGAUCACACAAUCACAAUGGCUGACAGCAUGCCUAGUACUCGUGCCAAACGGCGCCGUGCCAAGAGUAGGAAGAACAAGGAGGAGAUUGAGAACCAGAGAAUGACUCACAUUGCAGUUGAGCGAAAUAGAAGAAAACAGAUGAAUGAGUAUCUCUCUGUGCUUCGAUCUUUAAUGCCAGACUCAUACGUUCAAAGGGGAGACCAAGCAUCAAUCAUUGGAGGUGCGAUUAAUUUUGUGAAGGAGCUAGAGCAAGAAGUGCAUUUUCUUGGUACCCAAAAGCCAAAUAAUGGUGUGCCUUUCUCCCAAUUCUUCACCUUCCCACAAUACUCAACCCGGUCCAGCGGAGACCACGACUCUGCUGCGGCGGCAGCCAUGGCUGAGCUGCCUUUGAUGGAGUGCAAGCUGAGUAACAUUGCAGCUGACAUAGAGGUGACAAUGGUGGAGAGCCAUGCAAGCCUGAAAGUGAGAGCCAAGAGGAUCCCAAAGCAGCUCUUGAAGAUUGUUUCUGGGUUGCAUGGUAUGCACCUCACAAUUCUUCAUCUCAAUGUGGUCACUGCUGAUGAUGUUGUCCUCUACUCCCUCAGCCUCAAGGUAGAAGAUGAGUGCACACUGGCUUCAGUGGAUGAAAUUGCAACAGCUGUGCAUCAGAUGCUAGCUACAAUUCAAGAGGAGGCAAUGUUGAAUUUGAAUUGA
Messenger RNA from Prunus armeniaca (apricot), 1035 nucleotides. The record is from the annotation of a GenBank genome assembly. NCBI's taxonomy places the organism in Eukaryota, Viridiplantae, Streptophyta, Magnoliopsida, Rosales, Rosaceae.